UGUUAAGCCCCCAGUCCAAGCCUUCAGGAGGGCAAGAAUGGCACCGUUCAAGGGGCAAAAUGCAGGGGGCACGACCGCGUCAUGAGGGCACGGGGUGAGGGCUGGGUUGCCAUGCUGGUCUCACUGCAGGGGCUUCUCCAGUUUGCAGGGAAGUGGCACAUCCCGGCCCUUGCGUCCACCGAGGAGAUGCUCCAGAGCCUGAAGGACAUUAUGACGACGCCGGCGGCACGGAUUGUUCUCUUACCGAACGGCAACUUGGAAUUAGAGUCUUACUACCUUCUGGGGGAGAACUGCGAAGAAAUGAAGAGUACCUUCACAAAGACGGAGCAACCUGGGCACUUCACAGCAUCUGACGAGAACAUGGAGAAGGACCUGUGGGUGCUGGCCACCGACAACACCAACUUCGCCAUCCUCUACGUCCAGAGGAAAGGGAAAGACAUGCCGCCCAGCAGGAGUCUCCAGCUCUACACCAGAGAUCCCAACCCAGGGGAGAACUUGGGCUUAUUCAAGAAAUAUUGCGCAAAGAUGGGGCUCCUGGACCAGCUGGUGGUUCCGCCCUUGUCCGGUGAGUGGAGGGCCCCUCCUCCCGGCCUUUGCUUUGCAGACCCCUCUCUUGGGGUUCUGAGUCUGCUUCCUGUUUCUCAUGCUGCCGGGGGCAGCGGUGGGGGCUGCUCUCCAGCCUCAUCUGCAGCUGGAGGUGGCUGUGUUUACCCUGGCCCAGUCCUGCGGUCUGUACCUGAGACCAGCCUUGGGCAUCGCCCCUGGCCAGUCAGAACUGGCUCCAAGCAGGGGACCCAGAACGUGGCCCACAUUGAAAUGGGGCCUUUUGCGGGCAGAGGAAGAGUGACGGGAGCCGCACGCCAUCCGGUGGCCUGCUUUGGCUCUGGCCCUGGCUCAUGGGAGUGCUGCCCGCUGCGGCUCCUUCUGUCCAUCUGGGCUCCCUUUCCAGAUGGGGGUGGGCUGCAGAGGCCACUCUGGCAUAGGACACCUGGGAGUCCCAGACCAGACGGAAGGUGCCAGCUUGGGAACACCAGCAGGAAGUUGCAGCUAAGGGAAUCGUGA
Molecule: messenger RNA, 1062 nt
Organism: Candoia aspera
Lineage: Eukaryota; Metazoa; Chordata; Lepidosauria; Squamata; Candoiidae
Gene: LCN1
Product: lipocalin 1
Exons: 4
Coding region: 82-1062 (326 amino acids)
Molecular function (GO): small molecule binding
Source: RefSeq, a predicted model, not a curated record